UGGCGUGUUUCAGUGCCACUCAGCUGUUCAAGAUGGUUCCACGUUCAGAGUGAAAUCCAAGAGGGAAAACACCUGCUCAGCUGGUUAAAUUGCUGAUCACAGAGUAAUUGAUAGUGAAAAGUGUUAGCCCAGGAGUUGGGGCACAAGUUAAGAGGAUGGAUUUCGGCACAUUGCUGCAUGUGGCGAAGAAAAACAGCCAAGAAGGAGCUGACAAGUCAAGAUGCUACAGCACGAAAUUUGCACCACCCAAGAAGGAGGCACGGGACAAAAAACUCUCUGCCAACAUUCAGAAGUUUCUGGCGAAGAAGGAGGCAGAGGAAAGGGAGAAGGAACGCGAGAAGAUCCGGAAGAGGGAUGAAUUGCUGGCAAUGAGAGACACAAAGUCCAAGAAUAAGAUCAAUAAAAUGCUCAAAGUGAUAAAGUCUGCCAAUAAAUCGGUAAUUGCCGAUGCUGUGGACAAUGAGAACACUGCGGUAACUCUCCAUGGACCAGAUCAGCCGGAUGAGGAUGACUAUGGAUAUGUGUCACAGGAAGCCAGUGCCUUCUACAGCAAGAUGAUGGAGAAGUACAAGAGUCAGCCGGAGGAGGAUAAAUUCUCAACAGGUAAGCGAAAAGUGAGCUUGGAGGUCAGCCGGAAGGUCCAGAAAGAGCCUAGAGACAGGAAUAAUCCGCCAAAGAGGCAGGAAAUGCCUCCGCCGCCGGAUAGAGUCAAGGAGGAGAAGCAGGAGAAACAGGAGAAGCCCAAAGUGAAGAAACCUCCUCCGCCUCCUGUUGACUUCCAGUCUCUGCUCAAAUUGGCUGAAAAGAAGCAAUUUGAGCCCAUUGAGAUUGUCCAGGAGGUCAAGAAGAAGGAACCCGAGAGGCCAAUGACGCAGAAGGAGAAGCAGGAACAUGAGGAGAGGCUGGCAAUCAUCGAGGCGAAGAAAAAGAGGAUGCUCGAAGCGAAAAAUCGAGCAAAUGGGAAAAUUCACAAAGUGACAGCUCCUGUGGCAUCUUCCAGCAAAGUCCCGCCCACUCCUAGCACUUCCCGCAAGCCAGAACCAACCAGAGAGCCGAAAGAGUCCAAAGCUGUGGCAGAGAAACGACCUCAAAAGCCGAUAAAGAAGGAAAUUGAGAAACCAACAGCCGUCCGGAAAGAUUCCGGGAGCGCAACAAAGAAGCCUCAGGAGCGUCCUAAGCCACCUCCAGAGCCACAGAAGACAAGAGAAUUCCCCCCGAAAGAUGUCCAGAAGACCAGAGAAUUUCCUCCGAAGGAUGUUCAUCGACCCAGAGAAAUUCCUCGAUCCCGGCCGGAACCGCAGCGUCCGAAACUGACAAAACCUCCUCCAAAGCGUCUCCGGAUUGAGGAUGAUGACAGUGAAUAUGAUUCCGAGAUGGAUGACUUCAUUGAUGAUGGCCCCGAGGAUGAUGCCAAUGCCUAUUCCAAGCACAUCCGGGAGAUUUUUGGCUACGACAGAUCCAGGUACAGGGACGAAGUUGAUGAUGACAAGGGCAUGGAAUCGACAUUUGCACAGCAGAUGCGAGAGGAGUACAUCAGCAAGAAGAUUGGAUUGAUGGAGGAUCUCGAGGAUAUGCGACAGGAGGAGCUGGAAAAGGAGCGGAAGCUCAAGAACAAGAAACGCAAAAAGUAGCAGAAUAUCUUUUGUAUUUCAACUUUUUUACAUCUCUCCAGAGGGAAAUCAUUUGCCCAGGGCCAAGAUGGGAAUCACAAAUCCUGCCUCGGAAGAAUUGAGGGUGAUAUUCAAGAUUUCUGACUAGAUUACAAAUUUUAAUCAGUUACACUGCGACAAAAGCAUUAACAACAUUACUUAUUAUUCUCGUAAUUUCUCAACAAUAUUUUCUUUUUAAGAAAUAUAUAACAUUAAAAAAAAAUUAUUUCUGAAAACAUUUUCUUUCGAGGUUUUCUGAAAAACUGGAACUACGUAAAAAAAAUGAGAUGAAAUAUUAUUAAACAAAAACUAUCAUGAAAUAUUAUUGUACAUUUUUUCAAUUGUAUUAUAAGUUAUUAAAAAAAAAGUGAAAAA
Messenger RNA from Phlebotomus papatasi, 2024 nucleotides. Its product is annotated as protein SPT2 homolog. Gene Ontology annotation, cellular component: nucleolus. The coding region runs from base 156 to 1631 and encodes 491 amino acids. Gene Ontology annotation, biological process: regulation of DNA-templated transcription; nucleosome assembly. Gene Ontology annotation, molecular function: DNA binding; histone binding. NCBI's taxonomy places the organism in Eukaryota, Metazoa, Arthropoda, Insecta, Diptera, Psychodidae. The transcript has 2 exons. The record is from RefSeq and is a predicted model, not a curated record.